Mastomys coucha (southern multimammate mouse) is the source of this 2195-nucleotide messenger RNA. RefSeq names its product 5'-aminolevulinate synthase 2 (gene Alas2). The coding region runs from base 163 to 2064 and encodes 633 amino acids. Gene Ontology annotation, biological process: hemoglobin biosynthetic process; erythrocyte development; heme biosynthetic process. The record is from RefSeq and is a predicted model, not a curated record. Gene Ontology annotation, cellular component: mitochondrial matrix; mitochondrion. Gene Ontology annotation, molecular function: pyridoxal phosphate binding; 5-aminolevulinate synthase activity. The transcript has 10 exons. Lineage: Eukaryota; Metazoa; Chordata; Mammalia; Rodentia; Muridae.
GCACAAAGUCACUUCAAUGAUCUUCACAAUCACUGAGCAGCUGGUGGCAGAGUAAAUCAGAAAUCAAGUUCUCUGGCCUCUAGCUAGAAUUUGCCCAUUUCUAGUGGUGUUUCUCAUUUCUCCCUCACAUUUUAACACUAGGACUCCUUGCCGAGAAGAAUAAUGAGGGGAUGUCUGAGGAAGGCAACUAGCUUAGAGGGGGAAACUAAAGGCAAAGAAUUAAAUAUGCAUGACUUUUGGCCAGGCUCUCAUGAUGGAAUCUCAUCUCUUCCACAAUUUCUACAGGACUUUGGGCUCAGGAUGGUGGCAGCAGCUAUGUUGCUACGGUCCUGUCCAGUGCUCUCUCAGGGCUCCAAAGGCCUGCUAGGCAAGGUAGCUAAAACCUACCAGUUCCUAUUUGGUAUUGGACGCUGCCCCAUCCUGGCCACUCAAGGACCAAUCUGUUCUCAAAUCCAUCUUAAGGCAACCAAGGCUGGAGGAGACUCUCCAUCUUGGGCUAAGAGCCAUUGUCCUUUCAUGCUGUCAGAACUCCAAGACGGGAAGAGCAAGAUUGUGCAGAGGGCAGCUCCAGAAGUCCAAGAGGAUGUCAAGACUUUCAAGACAGACCUGCUGAGCUCCAUGGAUUCAACUUCCCGAAGCCAUUCAUUCCCUCAUUUCCAGGAUCCAGAGCAGACUGAAGGGGCACUUCCCCAUCUGAUUCAGAACAAUAUGACUGGAAGCCAGGCUUUUGAUUAUGACCAAUUUUUCAGAGACAAGAUCAUGGAGAAGAAACAGGACCACACCUACCGUGUGUUCAAGACUGUGAAUCGCUGGGCUAAUGCCUAUCCCUUUGCCCAACACUUCUCUGAGGCAUCUAUGGCCUCAAAGGAUGUUUCUGUCUGGUGUAGUAAUGACUAUUUGGGCAUAAGCAGGCACCCUCGUGUCUUGCAGGCCAUACAGGAGACCCUGAAGAAUCAUGGAGCUGGAGCUGGGGGCACCCGCAAUAUCUCAGGUACCAGCAAGUUUCAUGUGGAGCUUGAACAGGAGCUGGCUGAACUACACCAGAAGGACUCAGCUCUGCUCUUCUCCUCCUGUUUUGUGGCCAAUGAUUCUACUCUCUUUACACUGGCCAAGCUUCUGCCAGGGUGUGAGAUCUACUCAGAUGCAGGCAAUCAUGCCUCCAUGAUCCAAGGCAUUCGCAACAGUGGUGCAGUCAAGUUUGUCUUCAGACACAAUGACCCAGGCCACUUGAAGAAACUUCUCGAGAAGUCAGAUCCCAAGACACCAAAAAUUGUGGCCUUUGAGACUGUCCACUCCAUGGAUGGUGCCAUCUGUCCUCUGGAGGAAUUGUGUGAUGUGGCCCACCAGUAUGGGGCCCUGACCUUUGUGGAUGAAGUCCAUGCUGUAGGACUGUAUGGAACCCGGGGUGCAGGGAUCGGAGAGCGCGAUGGAAUUAUGCACAAGCUUGACAUCAUCUCUGGAACUCUUGGCAAAGCCUUUGGCUGCAUCGGCGGCUAUAUAGCAAGUACUCGGGACUUGGUGGACAUGGUGCGCUCCUAUGCUGCAGGCUUCAUCUUUACCACUUCACUGCCUCCCAUGGUGCUCUCUGGGGCUCUAGAAUCUGUGCGUCUACUCAAGGGAGAGGAGGGUCAAGCCCUGAGGCGGGCACACCAGCGAAACGUCAAACACAUGCGCCAGCUACUAAUGGACAGGGGUUUUCCUGUUAUCCCCUGUCCCAGCCACAUCAUCCCCAUCAGGGUGGGUGAUGCAGCACUCAACAGCAAGAUCUGUGAUCUUCUGCUCUCCAAGCACAGCAUCUAUGUGCAGGCCAUCAACUACCCAACUGUGCCUCGUGGCGAGGAGCUACUGCGCUUGGCCCCCUCCCCCCACCACAGCCCUCAGAUGAUGGAAAACUUUGUGGAGAAGCUGCUGCUGGUCUGGACUGAGGUGGGGCUGCCCCUCCAAGACGUGUCUGUGGCUGCAUGCAACUUCUGUCACCGUCCUGUGCACUUUGAACUUAUGAGCGAGUGGGAGCGAUCCUACUUUGGGAACAUGGGACCCCAAUAUGUUACCACCUAUGCUUAAGGAGCCAGCUGCCUUGGAUACCAACUCCACCUGCACUCUCCCUGGGGCUGGGCUUCCUCCUGCUCUCUGCUUUGCUGUGUGCUUCUAGCUGACUUGAUUCUGAAAAUAAAGAGCAACAUGAAACAUCCGUA